Messenger RNA from Triticum turgidum subsp. durum (durum wheat), 1161 nucleotides. Lineage: Eukaryota; Viridiplantae; Streptophyta; Magnoliopsida; Poales; Poaceae. The record is from the annotation of a GenBank genome assembly.
AUGGCGACUGCGGUGUUCGCCGGGGAGGGGACCGCCGCGCGCGGGGGGUGCUCGGCGGAAUGCGCCGGCGGGAUCGAGAGGCCGCCGGAUCUCGGGAGCAGGGCGCGUGCCGCGGGGGACGGGUGCGCUAAGAGGAGCGUGUACCUUAUGGAGUGCGUGCCGCUGUGGGGCUGCGCCGCGGCGCGCGGCCGCGCCGCGGAGAUGGAGGACGCGUGCGCCGCCGUGCCGCGCUUCGCUGCCCUGCCGGCGCGGAUGCUCGCGAGCAGCCGUGAGCUGGACGGGAUCGGGGGUGACUUCGACGCCGCGGAGCUCCGGCUUCCGGCGCACCUCUUCGGCGUGUACGAUGGACACGGCGGCUCGGAGGUCGCGAACUACUGCCGGGAUAAGAUCCACGUUGUGUUAAGAGAGGUGCUGAAAGCUGGCAGGGGGUUGGAGGAAUUGGGGGAAGUAGGGGAGGUGGACGUGAAAGAACCAUGGGAGAAGGUUUUUGGUGAUUGUUUCCAGAAGGUAGACGAGGAGGUGUCGGGGAAAGCCAUCAGGUUUUCCAAUGGCGCCACGGAGCUCCGUCCGGAGCCUAUUACUGCUGAUAACGUCGGUUCCACCGCCGUUGUUGCCAUUGUCUGCUCUUCUCAUGUCAUAACUGCAAAUUGUGGAGAUUCACGCGUGGUGCUCUGCCGUGGGAAGGAGCCGAUUGCUCUGUCCGUCGAUCACAAACCUGAUAGGAAAGAUGAGCGUGCCAGGAUUGAGGCCGCUGGUGGGAAGGUCAUUGACUGGAAUGGUUAUCGUGUCUCUGGUAUUCUCGCAAUGUCACGGUCAAUCGGUGACCGAUACCUGAAACCAUUUCUGAUUCCAAAGCCAGAAGUCAGCAUUGUUGCUCGGGCAAAAGAUGACGACUGCCUCAUUCUAGCAAGCGAUGGUCUCUGGGAUGUCAUGUCAAAUGAGGACGCAUGCAAAGUUGCCCGGCGACAGAUCCUUCUGUGGUACAAGAAUAAUAACGACGGUGCGAAUUCUGAUGGAGGCAGCGAACCCACUAUGAACCCUGCUGCAAAAGCAGCCGCUGAUUGUCUCGUGAGGCUAGCGCUGUCGAAAGGGAGCGGGGACAACAUUAGUGUCAUUGUUAUUGACCUGAAAUCAAGAAAAAAGACCAAGGGCAAAACCUAA